Molecule: messenger RNA, 2908 nt
Organism: Pollicipes pollicipes
Lineage: Eukaryota; Metazoa; Arthropoda; Thecostraca; Pollicipedomorpha; Pollicipedidae
Product: ephrin type-A receptor 4
Exons: 16
Coding region: 1-2889 (962 amino acids)
Biological process (GO): ephrin receptor signaling pathway; protein phosphorylation; axon guidance
Cellular component (GO): plasma membrane; dendrite
Molecular function (GO): protein binding; ATP binding; transmembrane-ephrin receptor activity
Source: RefSeq, a predicted model, not a curated record
AUGGUUACGUGGGUGGAGGAGAGCUACACCAAUUUCGAGAAGGGCAUCAACUGGCGCUCGCACGUGGUGUGCGACGUGGCCAAGCAGGACGUCAACAACUGGCUGUGGACGCCGUUCAUCGAGCGCGGCGAGGCCGAGCGCAUCUACAUCGAGCUCAAGUUCUCGAUGCGCGACUGCUCGCUGUUCCCGGGCACGGCGCUCAGCUGCAAGGAGACGUUCAGUCUGCUCUACUACGAGUUCGACGCGGCGACGCGCGAGCCGCCGCCCUGGGAGCCGGAGAGCUACCGGCUCAUCGACCGCAUCGCCGCCGACCAGGGCCGCUCCAGCUCCAGCCAGGAGCGCGUCAUCAACGUCGAGACGCGCUCCAUCCCCGUCACCAAGAAGGGCGUCUACUUCGCCGUGCGCGACCAGGGCGCGUGCAUCGCGCUGCUGGCCGUGCGCGUCUACUACCAGACGUGCGCGCAGGUGACGGCCGGCUUCGCGCAGUUCCCCGCCACCCCCACGGGCCGCGAGGAGACGACCAUCAAGACGGCGCGCGGCACGUGCGUGGCGAACGCGGCGCCCGGCGGCCACGACGGCCGCCCGCCCCAGUACAUCUGCAAGGGCAACGGCGAGUGGGAGCUGCUGGACGGACACUGCAGCUGCCGCGCCGGCUACGAGCCGCGGCCCGCCAACCAGUCCUGCCAAGUGUGCCCGUCCUCGACGUUCAAGCCGGAGCAGGGGAACGGCUCGUGCGGGGCGUGUCCGGACCACAGCAGCGCGCCGCACGCCGGCUCGGCCGUCUGCCCGUGCGACGCCGGCUUCUACCGGGCGCCGACGGACCCGGCCGGCCGCGCCUGCACUCAGCCGCCGUCGCCGCCGCGGCGUCUGCGGGCCGAGGUCGUGGACCAGAGCACGGCCGUACUGACGUGGGGCGCUCCGCUGCGGGACGGCGGCCGGGCCGACACCACCUACUCGGUCGUCUGCGAGCGGUGCGGCGCCGGCGUCACCUUCAGCCCCGCUCAGACGGGCCUGAACGGCACGCGCGUGACCGUGUCGGGCCUGAGUCCGGUCACAUCGUACCAGUUCCGGGUGCACAGCCGGAACGGCGUCUCGCCCGUGGCGGCCGGCGAAGACGGACACGUGGCCGUGGGCCUCACCACCCAGGCGUCAGUGCCGUUCAUGGUGUCGGAGGUGCGGGUGGCCCUGGUCCGACCUUCGGAGGCGGUGCUCAGCUGGCUGCCCCCAGCGGACUCCCGGGAGCAGGUGCUCAAGUAUGAGGCGCGCUACUUCGCCAAGGACGAGCGUGCCAACACGACCAGCCUGUUCGCGGACGCGCCCAGCGUGAGGGUGACCGGCCUGCGCCAGCACACCGAGUACGGCUUCCAGGUGCGCGCCCAGACCGAGCGUGGCUGGGGCGAGUUCAGCCGCACCACCUACACCACCACCGGGCACGGCCAGGUGGACUCAGCGUACGUGGGAGACGGCUCCGGCCCCAACGUGGACGUGAUCGCGGGCGUCUCGGUGGCCGUCGGCGUCCUGCUGGCCGUCGUCAUCGUCGUGGCCUUCCUGCUCGUCAGGAGUCGGAACAUGGAAGACUCCAGUAAGAAGCGUCCGAACGACCGCGACGGACUGAACUUCCAGAACAAUGUCGCGUUCAAUAUUGGAGGAGCCACCCCACUACAGACGCCAUCCACCGCACUGACGUCGCCGGCGUUCAGUCCGGUGACCCACCAGCGCACCUACAUCGACCCGCACACGUACGAGGACCCGAACCAGGCGAUCCGCGAGUUCGCGCGCGAGAUCGACGCCUCGCACAUCAUCAUCGAGGCCGUGAUCGGCGGCGGCGAGUUCGGCGACGUGUGCCGCGGCAAGCUGCGCGUGACAGCCGGCCAAGAGCGCACGGUGGCUAUCAAGACCCUGAAGCCCGGCUCGACGGACAAGGCCCGGGUGGACUUCCUCACCGAGGCGUCCAUCAUGGGCCAGUUCCAGCACCCCAACGUUGUCUUCCUGCAGGGCGUCGUCACCAAGAGCAACCCGGUGAUGAUCAUCACCGAGUUCAUGGAGAACGGAAGCCUGGACACGUUCCUCAAGGCGAACGACGGCAAGUUCCAGGUGCUGCAGUUGGUGGCCAUGCUGCGCUGCGUGUCGGCCGGCAUGCAGUACCUCUCCCAGAUGAACUACGUGCACCGCGACCUGGCCGCACGAAAUGUGCUGGUCAACUCGCAGCUGGUCUGCAAGAUCGCCGACUUCGGGCUCAGUCGGGAGAUUGAGGCCACGAGGGAAGGAGCUUAUACCACACGGGGCGGCAAAAUCCCUGUCCGCUGGACGGCGCCGGAGGCCAUAGCGUUCCGCAAGUUCACGUCCUCCUCGGACGUCUGGAGUUUCGGCAUCGUCGCCUGGGAGGUCAUGUCGUACGGCGAGCGGCCCUACUGGAGCUGGAGCAACCAGGAGGUCAUCAAGAGCAUAGAGAAGGACUACAGGCUGCCGGCGCCGAUGGACUGUCCGGAGGCGCUGCACCAGCUGAUGCUGGACUGCUGGCAGCGCGAGCGCGCCCACCGACCGCCGUUCGUCAGCAUAGUGCACACGCUGGACGGCCUCAUCAGCUGUCCGGAGACGCUCCGCAAGGUGGCGCCCAGCAGGAGCACGAACCCGCUGUCGCCGGAGGCGGCUGAGCUGGCGUACGUCAGCACAGUGGAGGCGUGGCUGGCCUCGCUCAAGAUGAGCCGCUACGUGGAGAGCCUGCGGGCGGGCGGCAUCACCUCGCUGGAGGCGGCGGCGCGGCUCAGCCAGCCGGAGCUGGCCGCGCUCGGCGUCACGCUGGUCGGCCACCAGCGCAAGAUCAUGAACAGCGUGAUGGCGCUGCGCGUCCAGGCGCGCGUCAACCGGCCCGAGGCCUGCUUCGUGUAGCGGCCGCGUGCGGCGCUAG